Molecule: messenger RNA, 352 nt
Organism: Staurois parvus
Lineage: Eukaryota; Metazoa; Chordata; Amphibia; Anura; Ranidae
Source: the annotation of a GenBank genome assembly
CUAGGCAUGCAGACUGCUUUUAUAAACAUUUGUGAAAGAAUGGGUCGCUCUCAAGAGCUUAGUGAAUUCAAGCGUGGUACCAUGAUAGGUUGCCAUCUGUGCAAUAAGUCCAUCCGUGAAAUUUCCUUGCUACUAAAUAUUCCCUAGUCAAAUGUUAGUGGUAUUAUAACAAGCAAAAGUGGAAGCAACUGGGAACAGCAGCAGCUCAGCCACAAAUGGAGACAUGAGCAGUGGAGACGUAUUCUCUGGAAUAAUAAAUCAUGCUUCUCUGUUUGGCAAUCCAAUGGAUGUGUCUGGGUUUGGCAAUUGCUAGGAGAAUGGUACUUGCCUGACUGCAUUGUACCAAGUGUAA